This is a messenger RNA of Umbelopsis ramanniana AG, 751 nucleotides long. RefSeq lists its product as uncharacterized. Gene Ontology annotation, molecular function: catalytic activity. The transcript is spliced from 7 exons. Bases 132 to 617 code for a protein of 161 amino acids. NCBI's taxonomy places the organism in Eukaryota, Fungi, Mucoromycota, Umbelopsidomycetes, Umbelopsidales, Umbelopsidaceae. The record is from RefSeq and is a predicted model, not a curated record. Gene Ontology annotation, biological process: nucleotide metabolic process.
GCGGCAAAGUCAUAUCAAUACUGUUUCAUCAUUUCUUGACUGAGAUAUAGGUCAAGGGUGGGGGAUAAGGACAGCCUGUGCGAGCUAGUCUAAAAUUUUGUCUCUUGUGGAGAAAUCGGAAGCGGCUGGUAAUGCGGGCAAAUAUCCUUCGUUUGCAAACUCGUAUACCUGCUUUACAAACUCGUACAUUCUCUAAAAUGUCUGCUUCUCAUCUAUCCGACAACUGCAUUUUCUGCAAGAUCAUUCGUGGUGAAAUCCCCUCGCAGAAGAUUGCCGAAACUGACAAGAGUUACGCUUUCUUGGAUAUCAUGCCCUUGAGCGAGGGCCAUGCUCUUGUCAUUCCUAAAUACCACGCCGAAUUCAUGCACGAGGUUCCCGAUGAAUACCUUGCCGAUGCCAUGCCCUUGGCCAAGAAGGUAGCUGUUGCCAGCGGUCUCAAGUACUACAACAUUUUGCAGAACAACGGCAAGUUGGCUCAUCAGGAGGUACCUCACGUUCACUUCCACGUCAUUCCUAAGAACAAGGAGGAGGAUGGUUUGGCUAUGAGAUGGACUCAACUCAAGCCAAGCCAGGAUGAACUCAAGGCUAAGCUUGACGCCAUCAAGCAGAACUUGUAAAGAUGACGCACGGAUGAAUAAGAACACCGUGCGGUAUGUAGAUUAGGAGUGGAGACCGACUAUGAAGACAGUGUGUUGGCUGGUCUUGGUUUGCUCAGGGAAUAAAAAACGUGUUCUUACUAUGUUGCUGACAG